GUUGCAUAAUCAGUGUUCAUAUAAAAAGGCAUGCAGCGCAGGGAACAGUUAAAUUUCAUUUACUUGGACUAGGUUAAUGUCCAGAUUAGUUGUGUAAAAUGGAAUUAAAAAUUCUUCUUCUUUUGGUUGUCUUUGCAUGCGUGCAGGUUGAUGUAGUAACUGGACGGAAACGCCCUGUGAGGAAACCUGGUCAAUGUCCGGUGUCAACAAUCGUCACGGCUUGUGAUUGUAGACCUGAAUAUCUGGAGUGUGACGGAGAUCAGGAAUGCCCCGGAAAUAAGAAGUGCUGUUCCUAUGGUUGCGGUUGUAGAAGACACUGUGUGAAGCCAAAGAAGGCCCCACAGAAAGGACCAUCAAAACGUGUUUGCUCCUUGCCAAAAGUAACGGGUCCUUGUAAAGCAAAUAUGCGUAGAUGGUGGUUCAACAAAGCGACCAACCGCUGUGAGAGAUUCACCUACGGAGGAUGCAGAGGAAAUAAAAAUAAUUUCACAACAAGGAAAGCAUGCCGACAACGCUGUCCCUGAAGGAGAACGAAGCUGCUUAACGCAGUUUGCAUUCUUUGGUGUUUAAAUUCAAAAUGCACAUGUAAAUUCUGUACAGAGAACCUGCCCUUCCCUCUGAUUCAUAAAUAAAGAGUUUUUUCUUGAUUAUUGUGUACUUUUAAGCGCUGGGGGCGAACGAGCUGUCAAUCACAAUUGUCACAUUAAAAUGUGUUCUGUAGAUAUAUUUUAGUCUUAGUAUCAUAUAACCCGUACUGAGCCCCUGUCAGUUCAGUUUUUAUCACUGUAAAUAUCCCAUUUGUAACCUCAGUUCACUGGACCUUUAAACCGCCAGUCCGUGCUACAAAUCAUAUUGGACACGGUAGUCCAGGGAGAAGGACGUCAACAUAAUUCUCUAGUUACAUCUAAAUUGUAUCACCUUUGAAUUUUCUAUCUACAUGGCUGGCACUGUGAUGACAAUUUUUAGCUAUAUGGUCCUGCUUUUCUGAGGUCAUGUCCGCCUGUGUAUUCCUUCUUGUGAUUUACCAACAACCUGCUAUCCCGAGGAGCUCGGUUAUGUGUGGUGUCCGACCUGUGGACCCGUAAGACGUGUGUGUUUGAAGGGAUCGUUUCUUCGUAGAACACGUCUUGUAGCAAGGACGGAGUGUAUAAAGCACAAAACAGUGACAAACCAGGGACCGUUUCUUGUGGAACACGUCACAGGAAAGACAAACCAGUAGUGACAAACCAUACCAAUCAACAUCUUAUUUGCAUACUUAUAUCUUGAUUAUUAAUUCCAUUAAAUAUGUAAAGUGUUACAAA
This is a messenger RNA of Ostrea edulis (European flat oyster), 1301 nucleotides long. Its product is annotated as eppin-like. The transcript is spliced from 4 exons. The coding region runs from base 99 to 524 and encodes 141 amino acids. Gene Ontology annotation, cellular component: extracellular region. Gene Ontology annotation, molecular function: serine-type endopeptidase inhibitor activity. The record is from RefSeq and is a predicted model, not a curated record. Gene Ontology annotation, biological process: negative regulation of peptidase activity. Lineage: Eukaryota; Metazoa; Mollusca; Bivalvia; Ostreida; Ostreidae.